AAUGCAGGAGAAUUUCAUGGGUAGAUAAACUGGUCCAUAUUCUACUGGGGUGUGACAAUCAUUUGGAUCUCCUUUGAUAUUACUCUCACUUCAUGGUCUGUGCCAGUGGACACUACACAACUUUUCAACUGGGAGGAGCCAUUUUGUAAAACUUUACACUGAAAAGCUAAGUGCAUUUAUUUCAAGAAGUCUAAGCUUCGCUUCUAGAUUGAAAAAUGACUCUGCAACGUUAUGAUAGAGAAAGUUUGUUUUUCUUUGCAUACCAUUUCAAUAAGAAUCACCGGGCUAUUGCAGUAGCAUGGGCUGUGAUGUCUAUUGUCUUCUGUGUAUUAGCUUGCAUUGCUUUUUCCCAGCCCCAGUGGAUCGGGGACACUAAGGAAAGUCCUGGCUAUGGCCAUUUUGGAGUGUAUCAGUACUGUGUACCAAAUGAUCUCGAUGCCACCUAUAGCUGCACUGGCUCCUUCACAACUUUCGACACGAUUCUCAACGAUCAGUUCAAAGCAACAACUGUGUUCACAGGUCUGUCUGCCCUCUUCAUGCUCAUCGUUGUAGGAGCACUUGUAACCUUCUUCUGUUUUAAAAAGGGAUAUGUGUUUGUCAUCUGUGGAGCCUUAGAACUUAUCACAGCGAUAUUUAUGUUCCUUGCCUGUGUGAUAUACCCGAGUGGUUGGGAAAAUGCAGAAUUACAGAAAAUUUGCGGCGAGAGCUCAGGAAGGUACCGCAUGGGUGACUGCAACAUACGUUGGGCAUAUAUCUUGGCCAUCCUUGGCAUUUUCGAUGCUGCAAUCCUUGCAGUACUAGCCUUCUUCCUGGCUUCAAAACGAGCAAAGAUUGAAAUGUACACUUCCUCUGGUGCUGUAACAAAGUCUGAACUGAAUGGCUUUGGUGCAGAAACCAUGUCUAAGAGGUCGAUGCCGAUCCAGCCUGCUGUUGUGGCAGUACCAUCAGUCCAGCACGAAGCACGAGAGAGUUACUCUGAUUACUCCCAAGUUCUGAAACGACCUGGUUCCAACUUCAACCUUUAACAACUUACAAAAUACCAAACAUAACUUUUUGAAACUUUUAAACUUUAAAGGACAUAUACGGCCCUUUAAUUGAAAUAGUUUCCCUUUAUUAGUUCAGUGUAGAUAUGUUAAUGGACAGUCCUAUGUUUACUUUGUAACCUCUUCACCUUGCUAAAGCUGGCUACUGCUGGCAUUAAAUUUCUUGGAAACCUGUACAUGUUGUUUGUGAUAGCUUCAACAAACUGGUUAAUUCUUAUAUUCUUGCUAGAUGUCCACUAAAUAAUAUUUGACUGAUCAGUUACAGUUGAGAUGUCUCUAUACUUGCUUGUAAUAUAUUUUGUAACAUUGUAACUUGUAGUAUUUUGGUAACAACACAACAACAUUCUUGCAACAUUUCAACAGAUAAUACAAUGAGGUAACUAACCCAAGAACUACCAUAAAAAUGAAAAUCGUUCAUACAAAAUUUGUUACCUUUAUUUAAAAUUUUAUAAUCAUAUCUUAUGUUUAUGAUUCAAGUUAAAAUAUACAGACUCUGAAAAAAAAACAAACAAACAAACAAACAAAAAACUAUUUAUGAAUGCCUUGUCUAUAUUAAAUCACUCGCAAACAAGUUUAUUUAAAAUGUAAAGUAUACUGCUUGAAUCCUGCCUUCAUUGUCAUCUUGCUUAUUACAUUAUGGUGUGAUUGUUCUAGUGCUGCCUGUAGCCACAGAUAGCACACUUUGAAAUAUCAUAGGUCAGUAGCAUGGUACUAAAAUAGGUUAAUUCAACAAACAAAGAACAUGAAAACGACAUAAUUCUGGCAUUGUACGAUUUUUUUCCUAUUCUGCUGCUAAAUUUUAAGAAAUGCUUGUAACAUUCCAUUUAUGUUGAAUGAUUUUUUUACUCUGUAAAUAGCCAUCAUAAAAGUUGUAUUGGCAUUAUAGUAUAUACAUGCUUUUGUAUAUAGUCAACCAUUUGUAUAAAAAAAAAUUACAGGCCAUUCUCAUGCUUUGAACCAUAAUACUUGAAUGAUCUGAUAAAAAUAUUCUUCCAUCUGUCAAAACAUCUUGGGUUAUUUUCAAACAAGGACAGGAAAAUUUUUGAUACAUUAUACACAUCUGAAGUACUAGUUUCUGGUUUGUUAUUCAAACAGAUUUUUGUUGGAAUUCUUAGAACAAUUUUAAGGUCGAUGAAAUAAAAAGGUUUGAAAAUACAACUUCUUUUCCUGUUAGAUUCUGUUGUAGGACUGAGGAAUCCAUUUCCUCAAAAUUUCUUUACUAAUUUAGACAUCUGCAGAAAAAAAGCAUUUAGCUUUUUUUAUGUGUUAACAAAUAUAUUUUUAAAGAAAAUUUUGAUGGCAAUUUUUUGCAUUAUUUAGAUGGUAUUUUUUUAUUUAAAUUUUUCUUUUAUAGCUGCUUUCUGAACAUGUAUAUCAUAAUAUUACAUCAAAAAUGGAUAUUUCUUUUCAAUUUUUGUAAAUUUGUCUUUCAUAAUAAAACACUAUUUAGGCCUUU
Messenger RNA from Mercenaria mercenaria, 2499 nucleotides. RefSeq names its product LHFPL tetraspan subfamily member 3 protein-like. Lineage: Eukaryota; Metazoa; Mollusca; Bivalvia; Venerida; Veneridae. Gene Ontology annotation, biological process: sensory perception of sound. The coding region runs from base 216 to 1025 and encodes 269 amino acids. Gene Ontology annotation, cellular component: plasma membrane. The record is from RefSeq and is a predicted model, not a curated record. The transcript is spliced from 3 exons.